CCUGCGCAUGCGCGACCGCUGCCGGGCCGGGGACCAUGGGCAGGAGGCGAGAGGGGCUGAGCGUGGCCCGGGAGGCAAACCCAAGCAUUGCCAAACACAGAAGUGCCAUUCCUGUGCUCUGGGAUCAGGUGACAUGCCGUGGUGCUCCCCUUGGGCUCAGAGGAAGCUGUGCAGGUGCCUCUGGGAAGCUUGGCAUCUCAACAGCCCUGGCAGAGUUGCCUAAUAACAAGGGACUUGGAAAUUGCUGUCUGAUUGAUGGACUGGAGGAGAAGCUGGCACACUGCAGACAGAGCAUGGAGGAGGUGGAUCUUAAACUGCGCAGGGAGAAGCUCAGCCCUGAAGGAAGAAAGUCACUGGAGAGAGAGAGAAACUUACUAAUGACCAAAGCUGACAACUAUGAGAAAGAACUGAGUGCACUUCGUAAGGAAAAUCGCAAGAAUGCUGCUCUUGCUGUGGCCAUGGGGUUACUGAUUGCUCUUAUUUAUGCCUGCUGGACGAUGUGAUUGCACUCCAGAAUUCUCCCUGCUGACCCAAUGACUCUCCCGCAAGGAGAUCUUCCUCCUCUUGCCACUGUGCCUCCCGCAAGGGUGAAGAUCAGCAUUUCAAGUUGUUGUUCCUGUUUAUCCUCUCCAAGCCUCCUUGUAGGGAAGCUUUUUCUUUUGAGAAUUGAGGGGGACAGGAGACCAACCAGAAAUCAAAGCACACUUGUAGGUGGAAAUCAGGUCAAGCUGAGCUCAAAGUGGUGCUGUCUUAACCCAAAAAUGCAGUCAAGACCAUCCAGCCUGAAGCAGGAAGGCACUAUGUUCUCCCUUUUGGAGAGGACUUCUGUGGUUGCAGACAAGUGCUCUCUGCCCAGCCCAGUUGGAAUACAUCCCACCUUCUCAGUUCCGUUCCUGUGACCUAAAGACUCUACCUGUCCCCAAAGCUGAGCUAAACAGAGAUGUUUUCUCCUCCACAAUGACUUACAGGACCAAAGGAAUCCUACUACCUCCACAAAACAGAUGGGAGGUAGGUAUCUCCUUUUCUCCAACUUGACAUCUAAGUGCUUGGGCUUUGAGGAAGUCUCCAGUGUAUCAGAGUUUGGUAGCCAUUUUGUGUCUCUGAGAAUCAAAAACUGCAAAAGAGAAUUUACUAUUAACUCCUAGGGAUGGAAGUGCCUCUGCAGGGCUUUAAAUAAAAUAAUUUGACCUUGUAACUUCUUGGUUUUUUUUUUUUCUGUUUUGUAACAUACUUCUCAGCCACUGUUUUAUUCUCAUCCUGCCAUCUCCCUGCUGGCACGCACUGUGUCAGUUAAGCCUAGACUGGGUUAGGCACUUAACAUCACUGGUCAGUGAGGUCUUAACAGUGGGUUAUUGGUCCGUUGUGGCGUGGUAUCUACACGAGUGUUCGCUUCCUUUGAGUGGAAAAGCAGCCUAGCAUGCUGCAGAGGAGCGCUGGAGACUGUCCUCUGUAGUCCCCUCUCAUUCUGAUCCAGUCACGUACACUAGA
Chroicocephalus ridibundus (black-headed gull) is the source of this 1488-nucleotide messenger RNA. RefSeq names its product coiled-coil domain containing 167 (gene CCDC167). The transcript is spliced from 5 exons. The coding region runs from base 36 to 503 and encodes 155 amino acids. Lineage: Eukaryota; Metazoa; Chordata; Aves; Charadriiformes; Laridae. The record is from RefSeq and is a predicted model, not a curated record.